This is a messenger RNA of Fibroporia radiculosa, 2412 nucleotides long. RefSeq lists its product as uncharacterized. The record is from RefSeq and is a predicted model, not a curated record. Gene Ontology annotation, biological process: protein N-linked glycosylation; oligosaccharide metabolic process. Gene Ontology annotation, molecular function: Glc3Man9GlcNAc2 oligosaccharide glucosidase activity. The coding region runs from base 1 to 2412 and encodes 803 amino acids. Gene Ontology annotation, cellular component: endoplasmic reticulum membrane. Lineage: Eukaryota; Fungi; Basidiomycota; Agaricomycetes; Polyporales; Fibroporiaceae. The transcript is spliced from 16 exons.
AUGCGACUGCUAUGGGCCCUCCUCACUCUAGGUCCUGCUGUGCUUGCUCUUCCCUCGAACGACUCUGUGUCGCUGGAAUGGGGCGUGUAUCGCCCAAACCUCUACUUCGGCCUCAGGCCCCGGUUGCCGCAAUCGCUUAUGACCGGCCUUAUGUGGUUUGGUACCCAGAACUACCAGUCUAUCACCAGUGCAAGACACGCAUGUGAUCAGGGGGAUGGUCUCAACGGCUAUUCAUGGACCGAGUACGACGCGCGCGAAGGUGGUGUACAAGUCAUCAAAGAUGGGCCAAACAACGUGAUCAUCACCACUGAGUUUCUGAAAAUUCCUGGGGGAGAGCAUGGUGGUAGUUGGGCUGCACGUAUCAAAGGGAAGCCAAUGGACCCAGCUUUUCCUAGCCGUAUCUCUGCAAUAUUUUAUGCUGGCCUAGAAGGCCUUGGCGGUUUGGAUAUGGAAACGGAGGAAGAUGAUAAUGGAAUAGAAGGCCCUAUACAGUUUGUUGGGUCAUCUCCCGAUUUGGACGAGUUUACCAUUAGAAUUGAAGAUGGUCCCAGCAAUGACGCGUUGACGACUGGCCCGCAUGCCGCCGACUUCGCCCAUCGACUUGAAAGGACCCAUUUCAUUGGCCGUCAUGUCCAACCAGGAACAGUCUGGCAAGCUAGAGAACAUCUCAUAAAGAACAUUCUGACGCAUGGGCAAGAGGUCUUAUCACCAUACACAGAAUCUCCUUUGGGUCUUCCGGAUCCGUCCUUUGGCUUACAAUUCUCGGAUGACGUCUAUACUGGAAGCAACUUGUAUGCUGUGCAAAAAAUGUUCGACGGACCGUUUCAAUUCGACGUGUUCUACGAGAGUGCAAGCGCUAAGCAGAAGCUUAGUGCUACGAUAUUGGACGAAGGCGUGCCUGCUCUUGUCGCGAAAUACGACCAGAGAUUCGACAGCGCUUUUCCCGUCCCUUCAUCCUACCCAGCAUCUGACGUGGUUGCACUCAAGGCAUUCUCCAAGGCGAUCACAUCUAACCUCGUUGGUGGUAUUGGUUAUUUCUACGGCACUUCGAUCGUCAACAAAGGGUUUUCCUACGAUUGGGAUAAAGAGGAUCUGGAUUCCUCGAGCUCAGACGACAUCGAGGAGGGGGCUAAAUUGACAGAACCCAGAGCCCUUCUGACAGCCACUCCUAGCAGAAGCUUCUUCCCACGUGGGUUUUACUGGGAUGAGGGAUUCCAUUUGUUGCAUAUCGGCGAGUGGGACAACGAUCUCAGCCUUGAGAUCUUGAAAGACUGGAUCAAUCUCAUCGACGAUGAUGGUUGGGUAGCACGGGAGCAAAUUCUAGGCGAGGAAGCUCGCAGCAGGGUACCUGCAGAAUUUCAGACACAAGUUCCAACAAAUGCCAAUCCCCCGACGCUAGCUAUGGCAAUCACGGCUUUUAUCGAUCGCCUGAAACGUGUAUCAGCGGAGCCCUCUGACCAGGAACUUGGCAUGGACCUGGGACCAAACUCCCAGAUCCCCCUAACUGGCUCCCCUGUCUCGUCUGUCGGGAGCCGCUAUCUCGAGUCACACGAGCUCGCGCUCGAAUAUCUCGGGUCGAUCUACCAGCCGCUCAAGCGCCACUAUGACUGGUUCCGCCGCACACAGCGCGGCCAGAUCAAGCAGUACUCGCGCAAAGCACGUUCACGCACAGAGGCAUACCGAUGGCGCGGACGCAGCGAGCUGCAUGUGCUAACGAGCGGAAUGGACGACUACCCACGCGGACCCCCGCACGCAGGUGAGCUGCAUCUGGAUCUGAUUUCGUGGAUGGCAUUUUUCUCGCGGACCAUGCGGGAGAUCGCGGAGUUUAUCGGAGAGGAUGAUGAUGCCGCGGCGUUUGAAGAGAUCGAGAGGGCUACAAUUGAUAACAUUGAUGACCUGCACUGGAGCGAGGAGCAUCAGAUGUAUUGCGAUGCUAACGUGGAUGACGAUGAUGAGUCCUACCACGUCUGCCACAAGGGAUAUCUUUCCAUUUUCCCAUUUAUGCUCGGCCUCCUCCCACCCGACUCACCGCACCUAGGGUCAAUCCUCGAUAUGGUCCGCGACCCCAAGCACCUCUGGUCCCCAUACGGUCUACGCAGUCUCUCUAUUUCGCAUCCUGAGUUUGGUAAGGGCGAGAACUACUGGAAAGGCCCCAUUUGGAUGCAGAUGAACUUCCUUGCGCUGAAAGCGCUGUACAAGACGUACGCCGCGCAGGAGGGACCAUAUCAGCAACGCGCCCGGGAGAUUUAUGCCGAGCUGAGGCAGAACGUCGUUGACAAUACCUUCAAGGAAUAUCAACGCACGGGUUACGUGUGGGAGCAAUACGAUGCGGUAACUGGAGAAGGAAAACGAAGUCAUCCUUUCACUGGAUGGACGUCGCUCGUGACUUUGAUACUAUCGGAAAAAUACUGA